Molecule: messenger RNA, 1461 nt
Organism: Brassica napus (rape)
Lineage: Eukaryota; Viridiplantae; Streptophyta; Magnoliopsida; Brassicales; Brassicaceae
Product: putative Delta(7)-sterol-C5(6)-desaturase 2
Exons: 3
Coding region: 527-1369 (280 amino acids)
Biological process (GO): lipid biosynthetic process
Molecular function (GO): oxidoreductase activity; iron ion binding
Source: RefSeq, a predicted model, not a curated record
CCCUUUUUUUACUUUCUUCUUCAUGUGUCUCAAUCUUUACAACUAUUUUGUGUCGAACCAUUUACCGCACAUUUGCUGUCUAAACGUUCUUCUUUCUUGAUUAACUAGUCACCAGCAUUAUUGACCAUUAGAGAAAAGAUUAUGCAGUGUAGUCCCUGAACUUCAUACGUAUUUAGAAAAAAGACCCUAGAGAACCAAUUCUACAUUUGCUGCAAGCCACUGUAUAAUAAUAACGUUAGUUGCAAAUCCUUUCAACAGAAGUUCUGUUUAUCACAGAACAUUUAACCAAACAAUGGCUUUUAACUCUGAUAGUAAUAAAAACAUGAGGCUGAAUAUAAGUUGGGGGUGUAGUCUUGUAAAUAGUCUAAAUACCAUGGCAUAUAUAAAACAAUUACACGUGUUUCAAAAAAUAAAGAUAAACAAAUUACACAAAGCGUUGAAGACUUGACAUCUAGCGAUGUAGACGCAGAAUAUUAUCUCUCUCAUAAAACGCAUUAUCAGAGGUUGACUUUCCCACGGCGGAUACAUGGCGGCAGAGAAUGGGUUUCUUACUCAGUUCGUCGACGAGACAACGUUUUACAACCGGAUCGUCCUGAGUCACCUCUUGCCGGCGAAUCUAUGGGAGCCUUUACCACGUUUCCUUCAAACAUGGCUCCGGAGCUACCUCACCGGAAACUUAUUUUACUUCAUCUCCGCCUUCCUCUGGUGCUUCUACAUCUAUUACCUUAAACGCAAUGUUUACAUCCCCGAAGAUUCUAUUCCUACAAGAAAGGCAAUGAUUCAGCAAAUACAUGUGGCAGUGAAGGGUAUGCCUUGGUAUACACUUUUCCCAACUGUCUCUGAGUAUAUGAUCGAGCGUGGUUGGACCAAAUGUUACUCUACACUUGACCAAUUCAACUGGUUCCUCUGUUUUGUUUACAUCGUGCUCUAUCUCUUUAUAGUUGAGUUUGGUAUGUAUUUGGUUCACAAAGGGCUUCAUGACAUUAAAUUUCUCUAUAAGCAUCUCCAUGCCACCCACCACAUGUACAACAAACAAAACACACUCUCUCCAUUUGCUGGGUUUGCGUCCCAUCCAUUGGACGGGAUACUUCAGGCUGCACCACAUGUGAUAGCUCUGUUCAUAGUGCCGGUUCAUCUCAUAACGCAUAUGAGUCUUUUGUUUUUGGGAGGGAUAUGGACAACGUGCAUCCAUGAUUGCAUCCAUGGUAAUAUCUGGCCUAUAAUGGGUGCAGGGUACCAUACAAUACACCAUACUACAUACAAGCAUAACUAUGGUCAAUAUACCAUUUGUAUGGAUUGGAUGUUCGGCACCCUUAAGAUUCCUGUAGCCGAAGAUAACGGCUUAGAUCAGAAAGCUAAGUGUGAUUAAUGUUCAAAGUUCACUUGUGGGUGUCAGUCUCUUUCAAUGAUAUUAUAUAUUUUCAAGAUGAUAUUUCAAGAUUUGGAUCUUUUGAUUCAAAA